AUGUCGGACGCAGAGCAGGACACCGCCAUGCACGAUAGCGACAACGAGCAGCAGGACGAGACCAGCCAGGCGCAACAACAGCAGCAGCGCGACGAGGAGCAGCCGCAGAAGCAGUUCGACAUCUUCGGUGGAGAGGACUCUGACCUGACGGAACUGGAGGACUCGGACAACGAGGACGGACCCGCCGGCCGCUCACGAACCGCCUCUCCCGCCCUCCGCCGCUCCGCCUCCCCCGCCCGCUCUGCCACUCGCUCGCCCUCUCCGGACCACGACGAUGACGCCGGAGACGACUACCAGGACGAGAGUGCGAAGCUGAAGAGAUUGAAGAUCGCUAAGAAGAAGAGGAGCGCAGAGGAUGAGGGAGACGAGCCAAGGCCUAAGAAGAAGCGCUCGUCGAAGAAGGCAAAGCGAAGGGAGGAGGCUCUUCAGCGUGAGGAGGAGGAGGAUGCGCAACUCGACCCCGAAACUCGCCGCCGCAAGCAGCUCGCGAGCAGGCUCGACGCGAUCGUCAAGAAGCCGACGGGCAAGGGCAAGAAGAAGAAGCAGCAGGAUGAGGAGGACCUCGAGAUGAUGAACGACGAGGCAGUCGCGACGCUCCGCAGCGAGAUGCUCAAGGCGGCCGACCUGGACCAGGACGAGAACGACGUCGGACGUCCUGCCGUCAACAAGCUUCGCCUCUUGCCUCGCGUCGUCGACCUGAUGCAGAAGUCUGCUCUCGCCGACACGAUUGUCGAGGGCGGCAUGCUCGAAGCCGUCAAGCGCUGGCUCGAGCCGCUCAACGACAAGUCCCUCCCCGCCUUGACGAUCCAGCGCCCUCUCUUCACGCUGCUCAAGAGCUUGCCAAACAUCGAGACUUCGGCGCUCAAGUCGUCCGGUCUCGGCAAGAUCGUCUACUUCUACACCAAGUGUCGCCGCGUCGACCCCGCCAUCGCCCGCAUUGCCAACCAACUCGUCAGCGACUGGAUGCGUCCGAUCCUCCGACGCUCGAAGGCCUACGUCGACCGAGACGCCUCUGCAGCGCACGCGUCGUUCUCGAACGCGACGUUGCAGGCGGCGAAGGAGGUCGAUGCGGGCGCGACGAGGCAUGCGAGGAUCCCGCAGGCUCUCACGGCGACGUUUGCGGUCGCGCCGCAGAGCCUUGUUACGGGCCAGGGCGCGGGGAUGCCCGGACAGGGAAGCGGAGCGAGGAUGCGCCAGUACAAGCAGAAGUUGCAGGCUGGCCAACAAGCUGCCCGCAGGAUGUGA
Molecule: messenger RNA, 1245 nt
Organism: Rhodotorula toruloides NP11
Lineage: Eukaryota; Fungi; Basidiomycota; Microbotryomycetes; Sporidiobolales; Sporidiobolaceae
Product: transcription factor Iws1
Exons: 7
Coding region: 1-1245 (414 amino acids)
Biological process (GO): poly(A)+ mRNA export from nucleus
Cellular component (GO): nucleus
Source: RefSeq, a predicted model, not a curated record